AGGCUCAUUUUGGAUAUCAACAAAGGAGAUCAUGGAUUCAGCAGUGAGGAAAUGGAUAUGAAAAUGUUUUUCCGAGCCUUUGGGCCAGACUUCAGCCCAAACUUCUUGGCAGAGCCGUUUGACAGCGUCAGCAUCUAUCCACUGAUGUGUAAGCUGUUGGGUGUCGUUCCUGAAGCAAACAAUGGAAGUCUCAGCGACACCAAAGGCAUGCUAGUGGAUAACUUUGAUGCUGGUGGAAGCAGUGGAAGAAUCCAGGUGUCUUUUACCCUUCUUGUAGUAUCUACAGUUAUUUUAACCUUAAUUUAAAGAAAUUCCCCAAUACUACUGUUCUUUGUAAACACUGAAUGCAUUUAAGCUUAUCAAAAACAUUUACUGAAUGUGAUGUUGAUAAAUGAACUUUUUCCUUUUAUAUUUAUUAUAUAAAGUCAAAUAAUACAAAUAA
This is a messenger RNA of Danio rerio (zebrafish), 442 nucleotides long. Its product is annotated as zgc:153896. The record is from RefSeq and is marked predicted. Lineage: Eukaryota; Metazoa; Chordata; Actinopteri; Cypriniformes; Danionidae.